Messenger RNA from Lodderomyces theae, 1731 nucleotides. It is a transcript of the gene GNP1, whose product is annotated as amino acid transporter. The coding region runs from base 1 to 1731 and encodes 576 amino acids. The transcript has a single exon. Gene Ontology annotation, biological process: amino acid transmembrane transport. Gene Ontology annotation, cellular component: membrane. The record is from RefSeq and is a predicted model, not a curated record. NCBI's taxonomy places the organism in Eukaryota, Fungi, Ascomycota, Pichiomycetes, Serinales, Debaryomycetaceae. Gene Ontology annotation, molecular function: amino acid transmembrane transporter activity.
AUGGCUCCCAUCGAAAAAUUAACGCCGCUGGCGCUGGCAGUACCCAAGAACGAGGAUUACAAUGAUUCCGUUGACUCUCCAUACAUGAUUGAGGUUGCUGAUGAAGGUGCUUCCAAGUUCACUAGAUUCAAGGAUUCUUUUAGGCGAAAGCAGGUGGAUGAAUCUCAAAAGGAUGAGAUUGGGCGUCAGAUGUCGAAAGCCAUCAGUCCGCGUCAUUUGAUACUCAUGGCUCUUGUUACAGGUAUUGGGACCGGUCUUUUAGUUGGUUCAGGACAAGUAUUGCACAAGUCUGGACCUUUGUUUCUUGUACUUGGUUUUGCAAUUGUCGGUUCGUAUUUGUAUCCAACUUUGCAAGCUGCUGGUGAAUUGGCUGUUAACUAUUCCGAUUUAUCUGGUGGAUACAACAAUUAUCCCAGAAGAUUCAUUGAUGAAUCCGUUGCAUUUGCUGUCACUUGGAAUUAUUGCAUUCAAUGGUUGUCGGUCAUUUCUAUCGAAUUGGUGACUGCUGCGAUUACUAUCUCGUAUUGGAACACAACCGUCAAUGCAGACGUCUGGGUCACAAUAUUCUAUGUAUUCAUUGUGGUGGUUAACUUUAUUGGAGCUUCGGGCUAUGGUGAAGCUGAGUUUAUAAUCGGGUCUUGCAAGAUUAUGAUGAUUGUUGGAUUUAUCAUCAUGGGUAUAGUUGUCAAUGUUGGUGGAGGUCCAGAACAUGAAUUUAUUGGAGGAAGAUAUUGGAGAGACCCUGGCUACUAUACCAACUUUAAGGGGUUAUGUUCGGUCUUUGUCACUGGUAGUUUUGCAUUUGGUCAAACGGAAUUUGUGGCCUUGAGUGCUAGUGAACAAUCGAAUCCAAGAAAAGCCAUUCCCGUUGCAACUAAGUUGGUUGCAUAUCGUAUUGUGAUUAUUAUGCUUGGUAGUUUGACCAUUGUUGGUUUGCUUGUUCCUUACACUUCUGACAGAUUGAUGGGCUCUGGUGGAGGUGGUUCACAUGCAUCACCUUAUGUUUUGGCUGCAGCAUUGCACGGAGUCAACGCAGUGCCCUCCAUUAUCAAUGCCGUUAUCUUAAUGUCAGUCACUUCUGUUGCAUCAUCUGCGUUGUAUUCAUCUUCAAGGACAUUGCAAUCAUUAUCAGAACAAGGGUUUGCUCCAAAGUGGUUCAACUACAUUGAUAGAAGUGGUAGACCGUUGCGUGCGUUGGGUGUAUGUGCCUUUUUCGGAUUGUUUUCGUACAUUGCAGCUUACAAGAAGCAAGAGACUGUUUUCAAUUGGUUGCUUGCUAUUUCUGGUUUAUCACAAAUCUUUACCUGGGGUGCAAUUUGUAUCUCUCACGUACGUUUCAGGGCUGCGUUGAAGUACAACAAUAUCUCGACCGAUUCUUUGGGAUACGUGGCCAAUACUGGUGUUAUUGGAUCAUACUAUGCCAUUAUUUGGUACUGCUUGGUCUUGAUUGCCCAAUUCUGGAUUGCAUUAUACCCAAAAGGUGAAGGUAAGCCUAAUGUGACUUCGUUUUUCCAAAAUUACCUUGGUGUUAUUGUGUUGUUGUUCUUUUACAUCUGCCACAAGUUAUGGACGCGUAAUUUGUCCUUCUAUGUUCCGCUUGCAGAUAUUGAUAUCAACAAGGAUAGAACUUUAUUCGACCAAGAGUUGUUGGAGAUUGAAAAGGAAGAAGAACGGGAAAGAUGGAAAAAGGCGCCAUUUUAUAAAAAGGUUUUGCAAUUACUAUUCUUCUAA